Molecule: messenger RNA, 2040 nt
Organism: Pyrus x bretschneideri (Chinese white pear)
Lineage: Eukaryota; Viridiplantae; Streptophyta; Magnoliopsida; Rosales; Rosaceae
Product: nodulin homeobox-like
Exons: 7
Coding region: 1-555 (184 amino acids)
Biological process (GO): flower development
Molecular function (GO): single-stranded DNA binding
Source: RefSeq, a predicted model, not a curated record
AUGACUAAUGUUUUGCUAAUGGGAGUAUUUGAAAGAAUAUGUCUUACAUCCUCGUCAGAUGACUUACUAAAUGCAAGUUUAGAAUUUCCUGUCACUCCCAGUAUCGUGACCCAGGCUUCCUAUUCACAUCAGAAAACAUCAUUAUUUGUGAAAGUAAUUGCAAAUCUCCAUUGUUUCAUUCCCACCAUCUGUGAAGAACAGGAGAAGAACCACUUUGUUAACAAAUUUCUGGAGUACUUGCAAAUGGAUGUAUCCAACACAUUGCCCAGAUUUUCCUUUGCUUCUGAUACUUCUAAAGCUGCAACUGUUUGCAGAAAUCUGCGUUCGUUGAUAAGUCAUGCAGAAUCAUUAAUUCCCAAUUUUUUGAAUGAGGAGGACGUACAGCUCCUAAGGGUUUUCUCCAAGCAUUUAGAAUCAUUAAUCACUUCGGCUGAAUUUGAAGCAAACCGAGUUCAGACAAAGAAACACAAGGAGUCAAUGUAUAUAGAUGAAUUCGCUAAACUCAACAUCAAUGAUCAUCAUCAGGUAAAAGUUGGCAUUUUUCCCGUCUUCUAGGUGGAGUCAAAAUGCUCGUAGUUAUACUUGCACUGUAUGGCCACAUUAUUAAGUUGACGCGUUUCAAUGUGUACUUUGGUAUGACAAGCUUCACGAACACAAUAAACUUUAACAUGAGACUCGUAGCAAUGGGGAGACAAACUGAUUAGUAUCUUUGAAAUAUACAUUAAUAGUCACUGUUGCAUGCUUAAUUCAAUAUUUUAAGAUAAUAGAUUGGCCAUUGGAGUUUGCUAACAGUGUAGUAGUUAUUUCUCAACAUAGUGACCUGAGAGUAAAGUUUGAUUCCUGGUAGGAGGGUCGGUCCGAGUACUGGAGGAUGUGCGCCGCCAUUAUUGAGUAAACAACCUUCUAAGCUUAAUAACAGAAGUGCUAACCUAGAGGAAAUGUCUGAGAAUUCUGAUUUUCAAGAUGCGGACCAAGUUGAUGUCAGGGAAGGCAAAGGUGUAUCUAGGAAUGCAUCUCUAGACGUUUUAGGGUGUACGAAAGAGAUGCUCAUAAUGUUGAAACAAGUGGUUCAGACACAAGCUCAUCAGAUGGAAAACAGUGAAUAUCCAAAGUUGAGUGCACACAUAAAAGAAAGUGGAUAUGGGGGAACCCCGGCCAGAGGAUGAAAAGGUUGAAACUCUUCCUUCUGACGAAAAGCAGCGGAGAAAACGCAAACGAACAAUAAUGAAUGAUAUGCAGGUGGAGCUUGUUGAGAGAGCCCUAGUGGAUGAACCUGAUAUGCAGCGAAAUGCAGCCUCAAUACAAUCAUGGGCUGAGAAAUUAAGUUUUCAAGGUUCCAAGGUUACAUGUGCACAAGUAAAAAAUUGGUAUACCAUCCCCAUUUUUCCUGUAUUUGUUUCUUCAAGGCAUUGCUUAAAACUACUUUCAGUAUCCUAAUAGCUUAAAACAUCAAUGUUUUGCAUCUCCGCAGGUUAAACAAUCGAAAAGCCAGGCUAGCCCGCACAGCUAAGGAUGUUCGUGCAACACCAGAGGCUGACAAUGCUUUGCCAGACAAGUAAGGUGGGCGGGGCCAAAGGUCCAACAUCUCCCCCGAUAGUCCUGGUAGAGAUGCUUCCGCCCAACUAAAUGCUAGGAGAGAUCCUCAAACCAUGUUGAGAACUGCUAUGCCAGCGGUAGCUGAGAAUAACGUGGCAGAAGCAGUUGCCAGUUGUCCUGCAGAAUUUGUACAGUGCAAGCAAGGUGACUCUGUUGUGCUGGUAGGCGCAAAUGGAGAGAAGCUCGGAAUUGGAAAUGUGUUUCAGGUGCGUGGCCAAUGGUACGGUAGGAACUUAGAAGAGCUGAGGACGUAUGUUGUGGAUGUUAAAGAGCUUAAAGCUCGAAGGGCAACGAGGCUUCCGCACCCAUCUAUGGCCACGGGCGUUUCAUUUGAGGAGGCAGAAACAAAGAUUGGCGUAAUGAGGGUGUUGUGGGAUUCGAACAUGACUUUAUCGUCCUCAAUGAGUUAUAUGCAAGUAAAAGGUUAAAUGCCCUCGGCCUCAU